Penicillium lagena is the source of this 1428-nucleotide messenger RNA. RefSeq lists its product as uncharacterized. The coding region runs from base 1 to 1428 and encodes 475 amino acids. The transcript has a single exon. The record is from RefSeq and is a predicted model, not a curated record. Lineage: Eukaryota; Fungi; Ascomycota; Eurotiomycetes; Eurotiales; Aspergillaceae.
AUGUACCAGGAAGAAAUCGAGCACAAAUGGCCCACGCCUCCAGAAUGGACCUGGAAAUCGCGCUGGUGUUUGCGCUCUGCACAGGCAUUCCAGCACCCCGAUCAAAUCGGCAAGCUGAUGACCAAUUGGCCCAUGGUUAUCGGGUUCUUGCGCGAGUUGCUGGAGCGAUUGGAGAAUGUGGAGGGCGAAGGCAAGGGCAUUGUCGAACAGGAUGAGGGCGGGUUCCUUGUCGAGGGCGUCGGGAGCACUGGGUUCGAUGUCUCGGCCAAAAGUGAGCCCUGGCGGAGAGGGUACUUUCAGGCUCUUCUGGGCGCAGCGAAGGCUGCGGAGAACCUGGAGGGUUGGUUGACGGAUCGCAAGCAGAAGAUCUCUGCUCCAGCCGAGUAUGUGGUCGGUCCGUCGAACCCGCGCCCCAAGCCUAUGCCUACUGGGCAGAAGAAGGUGCCGCAGGAAGAGAACUGUGAGGCCGCGUCGCCUUCGCCAGAGACGUUUUAUAUGAAGAUCUUGACAACACGCGGAUUUGAUACGGGACAGAAACUGGAGGCCGCACUGGCUUAUGCGGACUGGCUUGAUUACAAGGGACUGGGCCGUACUGCAGGAGACAUGUACGCCUGGGCCUUGGAUAUCGCUGUCGAGGGACUACCUGGUGAUGCCAGUAAGGUAGUAGAUCCCAAGACGGGAGUACUCAAAAACACCGGCUCCGAGUUGCCAUCUGAAAACAUUCUACGUGUGUCUACGGCACUCGCUGUCCACAAUGCUCGCCAGGGCGAUCUUCCCUCGGCUUUAUCCCUCUUCACAUCAGUCCUGAAGGCUCGCCGGAACCUUCCUCUCUCGCCCGAAUCUACGCGGUCGCCUGUCCUUCCCCCUCUCUCCAACAGAUCAAACGACAUCUUCGCCUCAUUCUUCAACUCCAUCAAAACCAUGCUUGUCCCCGUGGAAUAUCCAGCUGCCCCUCCAUCCGGCGAUGACCCUCCCCUCCGCACAUCCGCCUCUGCCUGUGAGGAAGCAGGAUUAAUGACCUACAUUGGCGAGAUCCUCUACGCCUCCUCGUCACAGGACACCGGUCUCGCCUGGACCCGCGACGCAGUGGACAUGGCCGAAUCAACAAUCCUAACCCUACGCAGCUCCGAGACUGACCGCGACGCUCGCGCUCGCUGUGCGCAAUGUCUCCAGGUCGGUCUCGGAAACUGGAAGACCAUGGUGUCGGAACUGGUUUCUCGCGCCAAGAAAGAUGAACAAGAGAGCAUCGCCAAGGCGCAGGGCGCAUGGUUCGGUGGCGAGAAGAGCGUGCAGACCAAGUCUCUUAAGCGAAGGAGGUGGGAGGCCGAGAAGGCCCUCCUGGAAGACCGGAUUAAGCGGCUUUUUCCUUUGCUUGAAGGCGAGUCGGAUCUAGAUGCCUUUGCCCCGAAUAGCUCGCUGUUUGUGUAA